Messenger RNA from Centruroides sculpturatus (bark scorpion), 904 nucleotides. RefSeq names its product unconventional myosin-VI-like. The record is from RefSeq and is a predicted model, not a curated record. NCBI's taxonomy places the organism in Eukaryota, Metazoa, Arthropoda, Arachnida, Scorpiones, Buthidae. Gene Ontology annotation, molecular function: protein binding. The transcript has 3 exons. Bases 292 to 699 code for a protein of 135 amino acids.
CUUCAGUUUUAUUUGAUAGUCAUACAAAUUACAUGGAAGUUAGAAUUUUAAAACUAUACAAUAUAACUGUUAAUAUUAUUCAUAAACGAAUUAAUAAAAUAAGUAAUGAAAGUUUGUCUAUAACAGCAAAAAUAAAAAAUUAUGGUUGAUUUAUUUAUUUUUUUAUAUUAAACUUAACUUGUUCUUUGGCAGGCACUGUUCAAAGCUCUAGGAUUGAAUGAAGAAGACUUUUGCUUUGGCUUAACCAAAGUGUUUUUCCGUCCUGGAAAGUUUGCAGAAUUCGAUCAGAUUAUGAAGUCUGAUCCCGAAAAUCUUUCAAUGCUCGUCAACAGGGUGAAGAAAUGGUUAUUGGCAUCGAGAUGGAAGAAAGCGCAGUGGUGUGCCUUAUCUGCUAUAAAACUAAAAAAUAAAAUAUUAUAUAGAAGAGCGAAUCUUAUAAUUAUUCAAAAAACUGUAAAAAUGCAUCUUGCCAAAAGGAAAUAUCGUCCAAGGUUUCUGGCAAUUAUGAAGAUUAAAGCAUUACGGGAACAGUUAAAAAAUAUGUCAACCAUCAUUAAUCAGCUGAAAAAGGAUAAGCAACAAUCCGAAGCACAAGUUCGCAAUUUAGAAUUUCAAAUGAAUGAUCUUAUAAAUACGAUCAAGGUAUUUAAUUUUAUAAUUAAAAUUAUUUCUGUUAACUUGCAACAAUUUAUUACUUGAGGAUAAAAUUACUAGUUGUUUUCGGACGUUCCAACACACAACUUACUUCGGUUCAAAUCUUGAAGCACAUGAUUAUUUGAUAGUGAGCAUUUAACUGCAUACUCCAACCCAAAAAUUUGAAGAUUGGGUUUGUUUUAUAAUUCUGGCAUAAUUUUAAUGGUGGGUAUCUAAAAGGAACAUUUUUAGUAUAUAAUGCUGUUUUAUU